Microdochium trichocladiopsis is the source of this 3799-nucleotide messenger RNA. RefSeq names its product Sec1-like protein. Gene Ontology annotation, cellular component: cytosol. Bases 317 to 3799 code for a protein of 1160 amino acids. Gene Ontology annotation, molecular function: flavin adenine dinucleotide binding. The record is from RefSeq and is a predicted model, not a curated record. The transcript has 10 exons. Gene Ontology annotation, biological process: tRNA methylation; vesicle-mediated transport; tRNA wobble uridine modification. NCBI's taxonomy places the organism in Eukaryota, Fungi, Ascomycota, Sordariomycetes, Xylariales, Microdochiaceae.
GACGGCACACCUCCAUGCGCCAGGUGGACACCACGUUCGGGAAGCACCAACGCAAUUACUGGCUGCGUUACACUCCUCUCACCUCCAGAUGCGAGAGCUCAAGCCACCAUCUCGCAAGUCACUCGAUUUCCGGCGACCGUGCCUACUCGGCUGGCUCCUGUGAUACCCUGCCAGUCCAGCUCGAAUUGCAUUCUACGGGCCAGCUUUGGUGCGAGGGUAGAGGCGCAACAACAGUCGUCAGCUUCCAGCACGUGGAUCAUCACGCCCCAACACCGACGCGGCGCAUAAGUCUUGCUCCAAACGCAGCAAGCCCACCAUGGACGUGGUCCAGGCCGUCUCCGGCUACAUCACCAAGAUGGUGUCGGCCGGAGACAGCGCUGCAGCUGGGAGUUCAUCGGCCAAAAUGAAGCUGCUGCUGCUUGACAAGGACACAGUUCCCAUUGUGUCAGCCUCAGUGACACAGUCGACGUUGCUGAGCCACGAAGUGUACCUCACAGACCGUCUGGACAACCCAAACCGGGAGAAGAUGAGGCAUCUGCGCUGCCUCUGUUUCGUGCGCCCCUCCCCGGACUCUAUCCAGCUGCUCAUCGAUGAGCUCAGAGACCCCAAGUACGGCGAGUACUAUCUGUAUUUCAGCAACGUGGUGAAGAAGUCGUCCCUGGAGCGGCUGGCCGAGGCGGACGACCACGAGGUGGUCAAGAUUGUGCAAGAGCAUUUUGCCGAUUUCAACGUCAUUAACCCGGACCUCUUCUCACUCAACUUCACACUUCCCCAACAGCGCGUAUGGAGCGGCACACCAGACAUGUGGAACAGUGAUUCACUGCAACGGUCGACAGAGGGAAUCCUGGCUGUGCUGUUGGCCCUCAAGAAGAGGCCUCUGAUUCGGUACGAGAAGAACAGCCUGCUGGCAAAGAAGCUAGCUACCGAAGUGCGAUACCACAUGACACAAGAAGAACAAUUGUUCGAUUUCCGCAAGGUCGACACGCCCCCAUUACUACUCAUCUUAGACAGGAGAGAGGACCCAGCAACGCCAUUGCUUAAUCAGUGGACAUAUCAGGCGAUGGUCCAUCAGCUUCUCGGGGUACGGAAUGGUCGAGUGGACCUCAGCGAUGUGCCAGACAUUCGAGAUGAGCUCAAGGAGAUAGUCUUGUCCCAAGACCAGGAUCCGUUCUUCAAGAAGAACAUGUAUAUGAACUUUGGCGACCUCGGUGGCAACAUCAAAGACUACGUCGAGCAGUACCAGUCCAAGACAAAGAACAAUGCCAACAUUGAGUCCAUCACCGACAUGAAGCGCUUUAUCGAGGAGUACCCUGAAUUCCGAAAACUAUCGGGCAAUGUCAGCAAGCAUGUUACGUUGGUUUCAGAGCUGAGUCGGCGCGUGGGCGAUGAGAACUUGCUGGAAGUGAGCGAGCUUGAGCAAAGUCUUGCCUGCAACGACAACCAUUCAGCUGACCUGAAGAAUGUGCAAAGAAUGAUUCAGUUACCAAACGUCACACCCGAGAACAAAGUUGGGUUGGUCGCGUUAUAUGCACUCCGCUACGAGAAGCAUCCAUCGAAUUCCCUGGCUAUGCUUGUCGACCUCCUAGGUGCUGCCGGAGGCGUCCCUGCAAGACAAGCGGACCUUGUCGCGAAGCUGUCCUUCUACCACAGCUCACUACAACAGUCACAAGCCGCCGGAGGAAUCGCGGACAUCUUUGAAUCUGGCGGCAUCUUCUCAGGAGCACGGGCGAUCAAGGGGCUGAAGGGUGUCGAAAAUGUCUACACACAACAUUCGCCACUUCUGGAGACGACUCUUCAGAAUUUGAUCAAAGGCCGGCUGAGAGACCAGCAAUAUCCGUUUGUGGAGGGAGGUGGCACAACAAGAGACAAACCCCAGGAUAUUGUGGUGUUCAUUAUUGGCGGCGCAACGUACGAGGAGGCUAAGACGGUAGCGGCGCUGAAUGCCAACUCGCCGGGCCUGAAGCUCAUGCGUCAUAGACCAUUCGAUGUCAUUGUGGUUGGCGGCGGCCACGCCGGCACCGAGGCCUGCGCAGCGGCUGCGCGAUCCGGAGCCCGAACAGCUCUCAUCACCCCCAAGAUCGACAACCUCGGCGUGUGCUCAUGUAACCCCAGCUUCGGCGGCAUCGGCAAGGGGACAAUACUACGGGAGAUUGACGCCCUCGACGGUGUCGCUGGGCGGAUAAUCGACAAGGCUGGCGUGCAGUUCCGGGUACUCAACCGUAGAAAGGGCCCCGCGGUGUGGGGUCCCAGAGCGCAGAUCGACCGCGCACUAUACAACAAGCACAUGCGCGAGGAGCUGCAAACGUAUCCGAACCUGUCGAUAUUGACAGGUAGCGUAUCAGAUAUCGUGUUGGGAGAAGAUGCAGAUGCGACGGGGCAACCACGAAGCAAGAUCACAGGCUCCGGCGAAAUAAUACCCACGACACAGGUCAUCAUCACGACAGGGACUUUUUUGAGUGCUGAAAUCCAUCUUGGCCUGGAGACGUGGCCGGCAGGGAGGAUGGGCGAGCAGGCCACGUACGGCUUGAGCAAGUCUUUGAAAGAUGCAGGAUUCAAGCUUGGGAGGCUGAAAACAGGAACGCCGCCACGACUGCACAAGCGCAGCAUAAAUUUCGACAUACUCGAGAAGCAGCCGGGUGAUGACCCGCCUAUGCCCUUUAGCUAUCUCAACAGCGCCGUGUCCGUGCAGGAGCAGCUGAAUUGCUGGGCGACGUACACAAACGACAAGACCCACGACGUGGUCCGCGAGAACCUGGACAAGACGAUACAUAUUCGCGAGACUUCCAAGAUUAUCCGCUUUGGCGACAAAGACAGGCACAUUGUCUGGCUCGAGCCAGAGGGCUUCGAUAGCGACCUCAUCUAUCCGAACGCGGAGGCACAGGAGCAGCUGCUGCGGACUAUCCCUGGCUUGGAGAAUGCUGGAUAUGGCGUUGAGUACGACUAUGUCGACCCUCGCAGUCUCAAGGCCUCGCUCGAGACAAAAGCAAUUUCGGGGCUGUACUUGGCUGGCCAGAUCAAUGGCACUACGGGCUACGAAGAAGCAGCCGGACAGGGUAUCAUUGCGGGUAUCAACGCGGCCCAGAACCAGGGGCCGAUCCCAAUCACGAGAGCAGACGGGUAUAUUGGCAUCAUGAUCGACGACCUCAUCACCAAGGGCGUCUCGGAGCCAUACCGGAUCGAGUACCGCAUGUCGGCGCGCGCGGACAAUGCGGACCUGCGACUGACGGCCAAAGGGCGUGAGCACGGCGUCGUGACGGACAGGCGGUGGACCAAGUUCACCGACGACAAGCAGCAGAUGGACGACCUGCUGCGAAUCCUCGACGACUUCCAGCUCAGCACGAAGGCGUGGAUCAACGCGGGCUUCUCGCCUAGCAUGGACCCGAAGCCUCGCUCGGCGUCAGACAUCCUGCGGGUCCCGCAUGUCAAGAUGUCCGAGCUCGCGGCCAGCGGCCUGCUGCCGCAGAUCAGCACCUUCCCGGAGUCGAUCCGGGAGCGCGUGGCCAUCGAGGCCGUCUACGCGCCCUACGUGGACAAGCAGGCCCACGAGCAGGCGCUGUUCCUCAAGGACGAGAAGCUCCGCCUGUCGACGGACCUCGACUACAGCCAGGUGUUUGGGCUCAGCAUGCACGAGCGCAGCGUGCUCGAGGCCACGCGGCCCGAGAGCAUCGGGCAGGCGCGCCGUAUCGAGGGCAUGACCCCUGCGGGCUGCCUGCGGCUGCUGAGCCACGUGAACCGGGAGCGCGGGGCCGUCCGUCCCAACGAUGAGGAUUUGGGGGAUAAUAAGGGUCUGGCGUACUAG